AUGGGGCAAAGUCAGUCCUCCCGCUCGGGCGCACCAGGUGAAUCGCACGAUGCUUUUGAGAGAGACUUCUACGCCAUCCUAGGGGUAGAACGGACUGCUACGGCCGAAGAGAUAAAAAAAGCAUAUCGGAAGAAAGCGUUGGAACUACACCCCGAUAAGAAUUAUGGAAACGUCGAGGAGGCCACUGCCCUCUUUGCGGAGGUACAGUCGGCGCACGAGAUCUUGUCGGACCCUCAAGAACGCGCCUGGUAUGACUCGCAUAAGGAUGCAGGCGGCGGUGAUACCGACGGCGCGCAGGGGCCAGAAAACUCCAGGUUUACUGCGGCCGCUGAUGUCAUGUCGCUUAUCAUGAAGUUCAACCCUCGCAUGGAAUUCUCCGACUCCCCCUCGGGCUUCUUCGGCGGACUUAACGAUACUUUCAACCAGCUCGCAAACGAAGAGCUAAUCGCCUGCAGAUGGGACGAUUUAGAACCCAUCCACUACCCUCCCUUCGGCCACAAGGACGACCCUUCUGAUACCGUUCGCAGAUUCUAUUCGGCAUGGAGCAGUUUCGCCACCAAAAAGUCGUACGCGUGGAAGGAUUUGUAUAAAUACUCAGAGGCACCUGACCGUCGUGUACGACGGUUGAUGGAAAAGGAAAACAAACGUCUACGCGAGGAUGGGAUCCGAGAUUUUAACGACGCCGUUCGCUCGUUGGUAGCCUUUGCCCGAAAGCGCGACCCUCGCUACAAGGCUACCGUCCAGAGCGAAGCAGAUCGCCAAAAGAUCCUUCGUGACUCUGCUGCUGCCCAAGCUGCCCGCUCCCGGCAGGCUAAUAACGCCAAACUGCAGGACUUUACACUCCCCGAAUGGGCUCAGACAGAGGAAGUUGAGGAAGAGUUCCCCAGUGAAUCUGAAUCUGAACAGAACCACUUUGAAUGCGUGAUAUGUAAUAAGAAUUUCAAAAGUGAAAAGCAGUUUGAAGCGCAUGAACGGAGCAAGAAGCACAUCAAGGCGCUGAAGCAGCUGCAGCGCGAGAUGCAGCUGGAGGAUAAGCACCUUAACCUUGACGCGGUAGAACCUGGAGAGAUCGAGCCGAUGUCCGAUGACGAGGACAGUCAAGGUAGGCAAGACGAGCCAGCUGGUCUACACGAUGAAAUAUCGGAAGAGGAGCCAGCAGCCUUGGAUUCUGUUGACGACUCCGAUGAGAGUAUACCGGGCGACUCCCCCGAUCUACCGUCAAAGGCUACCGCCGAUCAGCCGCAGCAGUCGCAGUCGCAGCCGAAUGAUGAAGAGUUAGAUGAUAACGAGGACAUUGACGAAGAGGAUAUUCGAAAACACGUCCUCGGUGACCAGGCUGAGAAUGGCGUAGACUCCGUCACUGAAAAAUUAUCAUCUCUCUCCACGGCCCAAGGAGGAGAUGACGGCGAAGACGAUUCUCCUAUUGCCCGAAAACCAGGCAAGGCUAAGCAAAAACGCGCCAAAAAGGCCGCUCAAGCAGCAUCAGAGCAGUUUGCCUGUGCCGUUUGUCGCGAGUCCUUCACGUCGCGAAGUAAACUCUUCACCCACCUAAGAGAACUGGAUCAUGCCCAACCCCCAACGGCCCAGAAACAGCAAGGUUCGAAGAAGAAGAGGAAGUGA
Messenger RNA from Arthroderma uncinatum, 1620 nucleotides. Its product is annotated as meiotically up-regulated protein 185. NCBI's taxonomy places the organism in Eukaryota, Fungi, Ascomycota, Eurotiomycetes, Onygenales, Arthrodermataceae. The transcript has 2 exons. Bases 1 to 1620 code for a protein of 539 amino acids. Gene Ontology annotation, cellular component: cytoplasm. The record is from RefSeq and is a predicted model, not a curated record. Gene Ontology annotation, molecular function: zinc ion binding; nucleic acid binding.